GGCAUGCGUGCGGCCCUUGCAAACGGCAACAGCUCGACAGGCGUUUACAUCGCUUCCGAGAUUCUGCUCCUCGGCGGCUUCAGUGCGAUCUGCNAACCCAUUCCUGCGCUUUUGACGCGUGUGGCGGGCAAAUGUCAGAAGAGGUCCUUCCAGCAUGCAGACAAUAAGAUUCAACAGCACAUACUGCUCUUCUGUCGCCUUGUCGUAAUUCUUGCGGGCAUCUUUAGCGUCAUCGCCUCAACAAAGAUCAGCGGUAAUGAGAGUCAGAGUACAGCAAACAGCAUCGAACAUUACAGGAUUGCCAACGCUGCACUCAUCAUCGGCGCCAUCAGUGUCUCUGCGCUCAUUGCAGUCAACCUCAUCCAGGCAGGUCUUCUUCAGAUCCUUGCCGUCGUCGUCAUUGUGAUUCAGUGUGGCUUACUUAUCAUCACUACAUCUUACAAGCUAGGCAGCACGCUGGAUCCACCCGGCAAAACCUCCCGCUCCGGCAAAAUUGUCUUUUACAUACUGAUUGGAGUCAUGGACUGGCUCAUCACUCUGAUAUUUUUCGCUGUCAAUAUCAACCAGCUCUUCCCUCUUCGACUCGCAAAAACCUUUGACGCCUCGAGCGUUAAAGAGCAAGACGAGAAGAUAGUCGCUGAUUCGCCCAAGGGUACUCACGAGCGCCUUUCAGGUGAAUGUGUAUAGAUUCUGGUGAGCUUGCGNAAUGAUACAUAAUCCGUNUUUGCAUGCAAACUGCUCGAUGCCAGCGCA
Molecule: messenger RNA, 753 nt
Organism: Mixia osmundae IAM 14324
Lineage: Eukaryota; Fungi; Basidiomycota; Mixiomycetes; Mixiales; Mixiaceae
Exons: 5
Coding region: 4-687 (227 amino acids)
Source: RefSeq, a predicted model, not a curated record